Messenger RNA from Hippocampus comes (tiger tail seahorse), 1269 nucleotides. RefSeq names its product coagulation factor XI-like. The transcript has 9 exons. Gene Ontology annotation, biological process: proteolysis. Gene Ontology annotation, molecular function: protein binding. The coding region runs from base 66 to 1178 and encodes 370 amino acids. The record is from RefSeq and is a predicted model, not a curated record. Gene Ontology annotation, cellular component: extracellular region. NCBI's taxonomy places the organism in Eukaryota, Metazoa, Chordata, Actinopteri, Syngnathiformes, Syngnathidae.
GAGGCCGUGAGCUAUAAAUGAGACAAGUGCAAAAUAAACAUUUGCACGGUUGACCCACAGAGACAAUGGAAGCGCUUUUUAUCCUCAUAAGCGUCCUCGCUUCGUGCAGUCUCUCAUUCAGCCAAGAAUGUCAAAGAGAAUUGCUGGAGAAUAUCGACUUUCCUGGAACGGACAUCAAGCAUGAGUACUCUCCUGAUGUGCACCACUGUCAGCAAUUGUGCACGCAGUACCCGUCUUGUCUCUUCUUUACAUUUCUACGUGCUGACUGGACCAACGAUAAAAGGCACUUUUACUGCUACCUAAAGUCUACGCCCUCGGGACAGCCCAAAGUUCAGAAAGUCCUCAGCGGGGUCACCUCCGGGUAUUCUCUCAAACCGUGCGGCCCAAACCCACAGCCUUGCCUGUCUCGCGUCUACCCAAAUGUGGACUUUUUGGGGGCAGACUACCGCACCUUGUUCACAAGCGACUACGAAGAGUGUCAGCGAGUGUGCACCAAAGACCCCUUUUGCCAGUUCUUUACAUUUAUCAAUGGCGUCUUCACGCCCGAGAAUUACAGGUAUAAAUGCCACCUGAAAUUCAGCUGGACUUUACCGAGGACCUUAAACGUAAACAGGAAGUCUGGCGUGGUGUCUGGCUUCUCGCACAGUGUCCAAUUUAGUGAGCCCUCUGACACACCCUGCUCCAUGAAACUUUUUCCGAGCACCGACAUCGUUGGGGGUACCUUGGAGUCACAGUUUGCUGGCACGCCAGAGCAUUGUCUGGCAUUGUGCUCUGCUCAUCCACGCUGUACCUACUUCUCUUUCGAGAGCAACUCCUUCACCUGUCGUCUGAAAAACAAUGCCAAUGAACUCGUGAUACAGGCCAAAGAAGGUGUCACGUCUGGCAUAGCAACGCACUUCUGUCAACAAAAUUCAGACUGGGCAAAGACGGCUCUUGAGGGCGUCGAUUUCCAAGGUUCGGAUAUUCGCUUCGAGUUGUUGGACGACGCAGAAACGUGCCAGAAGACGUGUUCUAUUGACCAAAAUUGUCAAUUCUACACUUAUGUCGAUGACAGCUUCCACGACUCGGCUUACCGACGUCGCUGCUAUCUCAAGCGCUUCACCACCAUGCCAGCUCCUCCCAAGGUAUCCAAACUGACCAAUGUGGUGUCUGGGUUCACCUUGAGGAACUGCAUUUAGACAAUUAUCAUCCUGGCUAAUCGGGACCAAUGCAUCGAAAUUGUCAUUUCUGAAAUAACACAAAAUAAAUGUUCCAGAAAUGAAACGGUUU